UUGACAUUCUCGGGUGAAAUAAGAAAGGUUAUUCUUUUUUUUUUCAUCCUCUUUAUUGCUGCACACUGACCUUUUCAACAAAGCGUGCAGCACUUGUAAGGUCAACCUGUUUACGGCUUUGUAAUAACAGUCAUCAUGGUAACACAACUACGGGAACAUCUCGUGCUGCUGGUCGCCCUCCAGCAAGCCACAGAGAUAUUCACAUUUUCGCUGCCAAAAGGUAAUGUUCGUAACAGAGCACCUGACUCUUGCAAGCGCGAGAAUGAGACAAAAGUUGCAUGUUAAAGUAAAAUUGCAAAAUUUCUCACAUGAUUGUAGAUUGUAUCUUCUUCAGUUUUCGGCGAUGAAAUCUCUUGGGUUGACGAAACACUGCUGUCGUUGAUGUCCGGAUCGUGUAAAGAAACUCACGUAAUGCUGGUGGUUGACGACGAGAGCGAGCACUUGGUUCAUCUGGCAGAAGUCUUGGCCAGUGUGGAGAACACACUUCUCUCCACACAAAUUAUGCGGCAGCAAACACUCCUCGAGCUGCAUUUGCCAGCUUAUCACGUGAGAGGAGAUUUGGUGACUGCUGUGUUAAUCUUCCAAAAGCAUCCUGAUUCUUUCUUGCUACAACUUCAUUCCAACACAGAAUGGAAUCCUAAGUACCUUGUUCUCAUUUGUCUAAACAAGCAGCUCAACGCCACAAGCCUGUUCACUGUUCCCGUCAUACAGCGGUCAGAGUUCAUCUUUCUUCUUCAAAGCUCCAUGAAACGAAACAAACGUCUCGUCGUUACCUACACAAGCUUUCCUUUACAAGCUGAUUCGCGAGGCAAGAAGCUGGUAAAAUCAUCAUUAGGGAUUUGGAAACCGGAUCGAUUUGCAACACGAGAAUCAGUCUUUCCAGAAAGGUUUGAGAAUUUUGGAGGCCAUGUGCUUCAACUGUCGACAUGGUGCGACGAUACUCCCUUCAUGUAUCUGAACAAGAAUGGUGUAUGCAUUGGAGAGAGUCUGGAUGCACUCGAAAUAAUUGCUAACAAACAUAAUUUCGCUUACGUCGUGCAGCUCAAGCCUGAGGAUGAACUAUGGGGCUAUAUAGAGAAUGGGACGUGGGUAGGACUGAUGGGAGGACUAGAACGUGGAGAAAAGGAUCUCACUAUAAACGCCAUAGUUCUCAACUGGGAGAGAGGUCAUGAUUUCGACUUUGCGUAUCCUUAUCAGACGGAGGGAUUUGCCUUCAUGAUCGCCCUGCCACCACCACUGCCCAGCUGGAGGAGACUCUUUUACCCCUUCACAGGCGAGGUGUGGGGUGGCGUCGUGGGUGCUGCCCUGCUGGCCCCAUCAUUGUUUGGGCUCCUUGCGCGCUGGUUUAAUCCUGUUCAAGAUCCCAUCAACUUGGCUCUUAAGAUUGGUGCCGGCCUGUUGAAGCAGAGCGUGAAGGUAUCAGAACUGAGAGCGUGGUGGUCACGGGUGUGGGCGGGAUGGUGGUGGAUCGCUGUCUUUAUUCUCUGUACAGCCUACACAGGAAACCUGGUUGCCGUAUUGACAGUGCCCGAGUACCCAAAACUGAUCACCACCGUGGAAGAGCUUGCGGAAUCCAGUCUGGGAUUAAAAAUGCUUGACUACGGUAAUUUUGUGCCUGAAGCCUUGCUGGUAUCGAACCAUAGUGCACUUGCUGUCCUGGGAAAAAAGAUGAAGCUUGAGCCUUUUCACGAGGAGGAUAUGUACAGCAACUUGGUUAAAGAUGUAAAGGCAGGAACACAUGCAAUGUUAGAGGCCUUCUCUUACCUUGUUUACGUCCAGUACACCUACAACAUGACCCACACCGCCUACAUCGUGCCCGAUAAGAUUUACUCGAGCUACCUGACGUGGUUCUUGCCUCGAAAUACUCCGUACACCCCAGUGUUCUCCCGCGCCCUCACUCGCCUCAAGGAGACUGGGAUAAUGGCGCGUCUCUCCUCCAUCCACCUGGACCUCACCUUAAAGGCGAGACCCGCGCCUCGAGGCGGGAUAUCACUGAGUCUACCACAGCUGCAGGGGCCCUUCCUGGUGUGGAUGCUGUGUUGUGCGGCUGCCUGUCUCAUUUUCACCUUGGAAUGCUUAACUAGAACUAUUUGAUUCUGCUUCUGAUUUCCCGAAUGCUCUUGUAUUCUGCCUCCAACAUUUUUUUUUUCUGCUUUGUAUCAGUUUUAGGUUCUUAUUUUCUUCACAUUCGGCACCACUAUUUUCUUUAAGUAUUUAUAUAACAUAUUUAUUUUACCUGUAAUAGUUUUGUUUAUUUAUUCAGUUUUACGUUCUUUUCUUUUUAUUGUCAUGAUGUCUCAUCUUUUGAUUUACUUUCUUUUAAUCUCAUUUAUUAUUGCUUUCCUCAGCCUCCAGUCGAACUGUCUCUGAUCGCUGCCAUCACCGCCUCAACAAAGAUUUUAGUCAUGGCUACGCAAGUUAGCAAUGGCGGUGGUGGUAGUGGUGUGUGUACUUAUGUAUGUUAUACGACCUCAUGUAAAUGACUAGACGUAUAUAAAAUUGCCAUCGGACAAGUAAAUGGGGGUGGUCAGUUCUGAAAAAAAAGUUAUAGGCUAUUAAAGAAUAAAUAAACAAAUUAACGAUA
This is a messenger RNA of Scylla paramamosain (green mud crab), 2584 nucleotides long. RefSeq names its product glutamate receptor ionotropic, kainate glr-3-like. Lineage: Eukaryota; Metazoa; Arthropoda; Malacostraca; Decapoda; Portunidae. Gene Ontology annotation, molecular function: ligand-gated monoatomic ion channel activity. Gene Ontology annotation, cellular component: membrane. The transcript has 5 exons. The record is from RefSeq and is a predicted model, not a curated record. Bases 382 to 2094 code for a protein of 570 amino acids.